AUGUCGCUCUUCCAGAAGCUCGCGCACAACCCGCGAGUAUCGCUGGGCCCGCGCGACAUCAAGCAGCUGCAGGACUACAUCUCGAACGAGCGACGACUUGUCGACCAGACGCAGCGGUUGGCGGCGGAACGGGAUAAGGCUUCUGCAUCUCUGCGGGAAUGGGGCAGCCUUGAAGGGCCGGAUCUCGAGGACGUACUGGGCAGGGUCUGCUCGCUGUACGAGUACCUCUCGAAGGCGGAGCUCGCAUUUGCCGAGCACAAUGGGAACUACCGAAUGCGCUUCAAGGAUAUCCGCACAAAGGAGGAGAACUUGUCGUCGCUGAGGAAGUCGAGGGACUCGCUUGCUGGGCGGAUCGAGGCGCAGGAGCGAAAGGUCUCGAAGAUGAAGGAAGAGAACAAGGACUUGCCGACGCAGCGGCAGCGAUUACGGGACAUGCAGCAGGAGAUGAUCGGACUCGAGCAUAGCGUCUUGACCGAGGAGACGAGGUUGAGUGACUUCAAGCGGACGGCGACUCGAGAAGCGCUGAGCCUCAAGUUUGGCGCCAUGCUCGAGCUUGCAGAGAAGACGGUCAUCAUCGCCGAGCUGGGCAAGCUCAUCGUCGACAUGCUCCCGACGGACCAGACCGAGCCAGGCCAGACGCGAGCGUACUACGACGGCUACACGCGGACGGAGGAGUUGUUGCAGGAGGCGCAGCGGUGCUUGCAGGACGUCGUCUUCAACCCGGCGCCCGUCACGGAGGGAUACGCGCAGACUCAGCACCACGCGCGCGAGUACAGCAACGAGGGCGCGCAGCAGCAGACGCCGGCUCAGUUUGAAGACUCGGGCAUUCGGCCUGUCCACGGCGACGACUUUGCGCGCGAGCACGAGCGGUCGUCGUCUCAGCAAGGCGGGCAGUACGGUACCUAUGCCUCGUCCUACGCCCAGCAGCAGCAGCAGUACCCGCCCUAUGACGACGGCCAGCAUCGCGCAGCGCACACUUCCGUCGACUCCUCCCACGGUCCGCAACUCCAGCCUCUCCCCGACUUCCGCCCUCUCAGCGUCAUGAACCCCUCCUCUCAGUACCCUAGCGCACCCACUCCCGCCGUCGACGGCUACGCCUCUCGCAGCCCGAAUCUCGCUCCGCCGGCGCAGGACGACCGCUAUGAUCCGAAUCGGUCGAGCUUGGCGUAUAUGGGCGAGGCGCCGCAGAGCGAGUACUUGCACGACGGACGGCAAGGCGGCACGCAGGAUGAUGUCGAGGCUCGUGAGGCGGAACAGGCGUUUGCGGCUGAGGCGCGCGAGCGGGCGCAGCACGAGCAGAACAUCGCCCAGUCCGGCUACGGGCAGAGCCCGUACGAGUCGGGCUCUGCACCGGUUCAGCAUGUCGAGACUGCUGGAGAAGGCGAGGAGGAUGUCGUCCGCCGCGACAUGCACGCUGGAGCCGACAUGGGUAUCCCUUCCGGCCCGCUCUCGCCCAUCACGGAGGUCCCGACGCCAGCUAUGCCACAAGGGACGACGCCAAACCCGCAGGACGUGUCUGCACCUCGAGCAUCGUCUUCACAGGGACACGGACAGAUCGACUACGCCCGUCCGCCAUCCGCCGCCGAGCAGCGCCACCAAUACGAAGGCGGCCCUCCCGAGCGGUCGUACUCUCCUGCCCCUUCGACCGCCCUCCCGACUUAUGCGACGCACGCCCCGCAGGUCGAGGUUAGCAGCCCGACCUCGUACGGUGCGGCGACGGCAGUCCCGACUUCGCCCCUCGCGCAGCCGCAACCUUCGACGUUGUCAAGCGGCACGACGGGAGCUUUCGAGCCUCGCGCGCUGACGCCAAAGACGACCGGCUCAGGUGAUGCGGGCUCGCGCAACGACCGCCGCCCGAUUCAGAUCCGUCCGGCAGGCGACGCGCUCGGCAGCAAGCACGGCGACGUUUACGUCCCUUCUCGCUUCGAGGCGGCUCCUUAUUCGCCUGCCAGUCCGCGAGCACCCUCAGACGCCGGCAUGUCGGGCUACUUCAACGGUCCUCCCGGCGCCAACAACGCCAGCGGCGAACCGAAGCGCACCCUCCCCGCCAGCGCCUUCCGUCGCCCGCAACCUCCUCCCGGUCCCGGAUCGUACAACUCGGCAGCAGCUAGCGGUCGACUAUUCGCUGCGUCGGGAUACCAGUACGACCCGGCUGCUCAGCCUGGACCGGCUGGACCGUCCGAGAGCGAGUUGAUCGCGCAGCAAUGGCGCGAGACGUCGAUUCCGCAGGGAGCGCCGGGGAUACCGGCGCCGAUGGACCCGCAGGCGGAGAUGGGCACGCCGACGUUCGAUACGAGGCCGUUGCAGGUCAACAAGAACCGAAACGGGAGUGUGGGAGUCGGUCGGAGCGGGACGCUGCCCCCUGGAGCGACAGGCGGUUCUCGCUUGUCGUCCUACGGCGUACCCGAAGGCGCCGCUCCUCCUCAACCCGACUCGUCCAUCGGCGCUCCUCCGCCCAUCACGACUUACAACCCGCCCUCGACCGCCCCCGUCGCGCCCCUCAGCCCGAGCGCGCAGGAAGGGUUCGGCUCGAACCGAUUCGUGACUCGCCUUGACUGA
Rhodotorula toruloides NP11 is the source of this 2559-nucleotide messenger RNA. Its product is annotated as cell wall integrity signaling protein. Gene Ontology annotation, cellular component: plasma membrane; eisosome filament. The coding region runs from base 1 to 2559 and encodes 852 amino acids. Gene Ontology annotation, molecular function: lipid binding. The record is from RefSeq and is a predicted model, not a curated record. NCBI's taxonomy places the organism in Eukaryota, Fungi, Basidiomycota, Microbotryomycetes, Sporidiobolales, Sporidiobolaceae. Gene Ontology annotation, biological process: endocytosis; eisosome assembly; negative regulation of protein kinase activity. The transcript is spliced from 8 exons.